AUCGAUCCAUAACCGAGUCCCUUCUUCUAGCCUGCCACAUCCACCCAACCUUAUCCUAUUGCUCAAAAAAAAUAGUCCUGUCUGCUUCCCCGUUCUUAUCUCCUUCCCACAUCUGCUCACCCUCGUCCGCUCACCCUCGUCUGCUCUCUACCUGCACUGUACCCGCGGUCGCGUGGAUCCCCCGCAAGCAGAGGAGCUCCCAGCCAGCCAAGUUGUAGAUCCCUUCAUCUGUUCUGAUGCUCACCAAGGGCAACAAGAUCCUCCACCCAGGACAAAUCUAAUUACCAAGCAACUAUGUGGAGCAAGUGCGCAAUGCAUCAAACAAAAUCCAAGACCUUGCUGCCGUCUUCUUUGACCCUGCUACCUCAAUGUGUGUUUCUAAUAUGAAGCAAGCUAUCAUGGAGAUUCACAGUUCAAUUGUCGCACUUCAAAGCUCUACAACUACGACAUCAAAGUUCCUAGGGGAAAAAGGCAUGUACUCAGAUGAUGAAGUGCCUGAACAGAGCUACAAUGGUCACUCAGAUGAAGAUUCAGCCGAUGAUAUUCAUCACCACAUGGAUGAUGACUGUGCCCCAUCCCCAUGAGCGUCAUAUUGAGCCUGCUGAACUGUCUCGUUGACAUGUGAAACUGUAUAUGUAUGGCUUCACCGCUAGGAAGCGGCUGUGUGUUUGUUGUGUUUAGUCUCCUAGGUUGCUUAAAUAAGAUGUGAAGCUGUCUACUCAUAGCUUCGACCUAGAAAUCUUUAUCCUUUCUAAACUUCAAUCUGGACAUGUAUAAGUGUAAAGUCUAUGUCCUCGUGUUAAGACAGUGUUAUUUAUCUGUGCUACGCCUAUGGUUUCAUCCGCUGUGAUUCUUCCUUUCAAUAUCUCCGCUAUGAACAUACAUUCAUUUUCUUUAAUCUUCCAAGAUCAAAUCAAUGAACAUUUGCUAGCGUAAUAUACAGAUAACUAUUUUCCCUUUUUACUCAAUUCUCCUUGUUCAUCAACAGAUAAAAAACAACCCUCUUCACCCAUCGAUUCAGUGUUACCAGAGAGCAUCUCAUGGAGAAGAACAAAUCCUGGCCUUUCGACCUACCCACAGGUGUAUGCAUUUACUAAUGCUACACCAAGUGCCAUUUGAGCAGGCAUACAUAUCUUUUCAUCUUUCUAACUUCCUAACACAUUUAUUGCUACCACAGCCGAUCAAUUGAGCGAGUGGAUGUUAACAGAGAGAUACAUGAUUGAUAAUAUUUCUUCUUCACAAGGUUUUAUAAGCGCAGUAGAACACAAGACCAGAGAGGUUGUGGAGCUGUGUUCCCACUACAUACUAGCACGGUGGGAUGGAUUGCCUAUGGAUGAGCACCACGUCACGCCCCUCAUUUUGGAACAUCUUCAUCUGCCAUAUCAACCAUAUAUGUAUCCUCCAUAUGAGAACGCAUCCUGGUUGGUGCGAGAUUUAAUGAAUGUGACAAAAACAGCUUAUGCACGUGUGGUUCUGUCCAGUGGAGUGACCAUGGCACUAGAUGGGACUGAAGUUCUAUGUUACCUUGUGAAAAAUGUUGGUGUGCCAAUGGAAGCAAUAUUGUACGAUUUUCAGAUUGAGGAAAUGAUGGAGACAAUGAGUGCACAUCUAAAGGUAAAGAUCUAUGGUUUGCCGUUACAUCUUUGGACGAGAAGAGCAAUUGAGCGUGUCCUGCAGCCACAUUGCAUUGUUGAGAAUGUUAGUCAAGCCAAUCUCAGCUUUUGCAAGCUUCGCUCAGUAAAUUGCACGGCAUGGGCUGUUAGAACUGCUGUGCCAUUCCCAUGGUAUAUACUUGUUCAUGUCUCCAGCAAGUAUGACAAAGGAAGAAACCAAAGCAGUGGCCACAAGAACACAGAGACAUUUUGUAUUGGUGUUGACAGAAUUAAUAUUGGAACUCCUCAUAACAAGUCUCUUCAAAGAACACACAGGAGGAUUCCUUCUUUCUUGCAAGCACUAAAGAAAGGAAUGGUUUCCCAUUCAUAUUUAAAUGAUGUUGACAUACCAGCUGACCAAAUGCGGAUAUUGGAAUCAUCAUUCCUCCUGACGUCUUGCGACGAGGGAAAAAUUAUCACAGAGGAUAAGUUAACACGCUGUUUGCAGCAAAUGCAGAUUGAGUGUCCUGGAAAAGCCAUAGUCAAGCAAGUUGGCAGGUUCAAAUACCUUGUAUAUUUCCAAGGGCCAAUAACUACAACUUUGUUUCACACGUUGUCUACUGAUGCUGCUGGAAUCCAUCUACCUUUUGGUGCGUUCUUAGUUCAGAAAUGGUCAACAUCUGCUGGAGCUGUAUCUUCUAGCCUCUCUCGAAAAGAACAAAUAAGAGUUAUAGGGCUGCCAACUGAGUUUUACACCCCGGCUAUAAUUAAAGACAUACUGAGCCCUCACUGUAUGUUACAAAACAGCAGCCAUCAAGUUGAUGAUUCUCCUGAUGUUUGGUUCUAUGACUGUGCCAUGUGGGCAAAUGAAAACAAAAAUAUUCCAGAGGUCAUAUCUAUUUGGACUGCUCCAAAUGGAUUAACAAUGGAGCAGUCACCUGUUCAAGAUCUCCAGGUUCCUCUGUAGUUGUACCAUGCAAGAAUUAUUAUCCGCUAAUAUCACCAUGCUUUAGGAGCUCAGAUCACAGUGCCGGCAUAUCUACCUCAACUGGGCAGCCUUCAUUAUUUACGUGUUUCUGUAAAUAAGUAGAAGUCAGAUUACUAUGUCUACGCUUUUGCACCAUGCAAUCUGUCGCUUGCUGCCUACUACUUCUCCCUCGCGUAUCUUUUUCUUUUUAUGUUCUACCUAUGCCACUCCAGGGCUGCCCUCCUAAGGAUAACUCUUCCUUAUCGAUCUUCCUUUUUAAUUAACCAGCCCAUUUCGCAAAACAGAUGUUGUGUUGUUUAAAAUUCACAUGCGCGGUACUGGAUUUUAAUUACACUUCUUUGAACCCUUCCAAUAUAAGUA
Triticum aestivum (bread wheat) is the source of this 2940-nucleotide messenger RNA. RefSeq lists its product as uncharacterized. NCBI's taxonomy places the organism in Eukaryota, Viridiplantae, Streptophyta, Magnoliopsida, Poales, Poaceae. Bases 1198 to 2559 code for a protein of 453 amino acids. The record is from RefSeq and is a predicted model, not a curated record. The transcript is spliced from 3 exons.